Molecule: messenger RNA, 1185 nt
Organism: Trichoderma aggressivum f. europaeum
Lineage: Eukaryota; Fungi; Ascomycota; Sordariomycetes; Hypocreales; Hypocreaceae
Exons: 3
Coding region: 1-1185 (394 amino acids)
Source: RefSeq, a predicted model, not a curated record
AUGCCGGGACAUGCUCUGCCGUGGGCUGUGGCGAUCCCUGGCAACAAAAGGUGUGGGAACCUCGGCCAACGGGUGGCCUCUAGUGCGAUCGCGAUCCGGCCUGCGAUCCACGGCCAUGGCCUAGGGGAACCAAACCCAGCAAGCCUUGUAUCGCCCGGGUUGCGCUUCGGGCGACUCCCGCUGUACUUUGGCCUCGACUUGCCCGGUACCUGCCCGCGGGGUCCCAGCAACAAAGCGGCCACAUCAAACGGGGGCUCCACGGGGGGGCCACUCUGCGAACUAAAGCCCGCUGCCAAGCUGCCGUUUGCAGCGACAGAGUUCGCUAAUAAUCUUGGACCCACAUUCCCGCCACCUGUGGGAGCUCUGGAGCUCUCCCUCCUCCCUCCCAUCGCCAUCGCCAUCGCCAUCAUCCAUCGCCGUCGCUUCCAGAUGCUUCUCCUCUCCACUGCAAUGUUACCAGACCAGAACGCCUUCAAUCCAGUUCCGUUCCCGCUUCCCGUUAGGCCCGUCCAGCAGCUCCAGCUUCCACCACGGCCUAGGCCUUGGGCUGCGAUUCCCGCUGGACACAGAAACAGAACAAAGCCGGAUGUCGCGACAAACCACGGCCUGGAGACGCAGGGCCCGUCCGUCAGGCAACAAUCCGGCUGCAUUGCCAGGUUGCACCCUGUGCUGCACGCUUCUGCCGCUGCAUAUCCACGCACUCUGACACGCACGCUCUUCAUGCCUGUGCCUUGGUUUGAGAUGCGUCGUGGCCGUCGCCAUUGGCUGCCGCCGGCCACGUCCACGUACCACAAAAGCUUGGUCCGACUCUGCCCUACUUCCGCACAAGGCAUGGCUCCCCUGGCUAUCCGGACGGAGGCUUUGCUUUUGCUCUGCUCUGCUCUGCUCUGCUCUGCUCUGCUCUGCUCUGCUCUGCUCUGCUCUGCUCUGCUCUGCUCUGCUCUGCUCUGCUCUGCUCUGCUCUGCUUCGAUUCGGCAACACGACGGACAGCGGCAGAGACAAAGGCAGAGAGACAAAGCAGGCCCCAGCCGAAACGAAAGAAACUUCUGCUCCAUACUUUCUGGCUGCGUUUAGAAUGUGGCCCCCCCGGGCUCUUAGCUUUUCCCGCCCAAAUGCUAUUUCUCUCCCCCUCCAGUCACUUGCUUGCUCGCUCGCUCUUACGAGUAUAUCCCCGGAGCCUUUGA